CUCAUUGACUCACAUGUGUUCGGUUGAGUUGGGCCAAUCAAAUGGUGUUUUCACACACACGGAAAGACCCUUCAUGUUUGUAGAAGAUGGCGACUGCUGAGCCGGAAACUUCAACAAAUCCAACAAAUUCAGAUGAAGAAAAAAAUGAUGAAAAUAAGCAAGAGAUAGUGAGUCUUGAAGAUUACAUUAAACAUCCUUUGCAAAACAGAUGGGCUCUUUGGUUCUUUAAAAAUGACAAAAGCAAAACAUGGCAAGCUAAUCUUCGUCUCAUCUCAAAGUUUGACACGGUGGAAGACUUCUGGGCGUUAUACAAUCACAUUCAGUUAUCAAGUAACUUAAUGUCAGGAUGUGACUACUCCCUCUUCAAGGAUGGUAUUGAGCCCAUGUGGGAAGAUGAGAGAAACAAGCUGGGCGGCCGCUGGCUGAUCACCCUGUCCAAACAGCAGCGCAGAGCCGACCUGGACCGCUUCUGGUUGGAGACGCUUUUGUGCCUUGUGGGAGAAGCAUUUGAUGACCACAGUGACGACGUCUGUGGAGCUGUCGUCAACAUCCGAACAAAGGGAGACAAAAUAGCGAUAUGGACAACAGACUAUGAGAACAAAGAUGCUAUAGUACACAUAGGGCGUGUGUAUAAGGAAAGAUUAGGUGUGCCUCCGAAAGUCAUCAUUGGAUACCAGUCACAUGCGGACACAGCCACCAAAAGUGGUUCCACCACCAAGAAUAAGUUUGUAGUUUAAGGAGCCUUUUAAACAAUGCUGCAAGAGACUGAAUCUGUAUCAAAUUCAAAUCUUCUUCAGAAGAGACCGACAGAGCAAAACAAAACUGUCCUGGGAUCUGACCUUUCACACAGUGCUGUGGGGGAUAUUAAAGCCCAUCAGAUUUGUAGAUGGAGGGGUUUAAUCAGAGGAAUGUUGUAUUUACAAAACUGUAUAGUGUAUAAAAACAGAGCCCUGUUCUUUUUUUUUUUUUUUUUUUAAUCUCUAUAUACUAUAAACUACUCUUUUGCUGGUGGAGGUAAAAAGUGUAUUCAGUUCAAUUUAUGAAUAUUUUUCUUUCAUAUUCUGUUUGCCUUUUUUAUAUUGGGUUGAAGUUACUAAAUCUUAAGUGUAAUUUAUUUAUUUUUUACUUACACAUUUAAGUUUCUUCUUUGGAUUCAGUGUUUUGAGUGAUUUGGACCGUAAACGGAUCAUGAUAUUUCCAAUUACACUAUUGAUCAAAGACUGUUGUAUAAAUGUGUAUUUUUGCAGUCUUGUUUUACAUUCCUCAUGUGAAAUGUUCAAGGCAGUAUUGAGGAAACUGAUCGCCGGUUCUCACCUUUUCCUAAGGGGUUUAAUUGAGUAGCCUGACUUCUUUGUUACUAAAAAAUUAUAGGACCCCUUUCUUGAAAAUGGGUGCGUAUGAAAAUGAAUGUAAAUAAAAUGUACAGUGCAUUGUCUAUAUCCAGUGAAGAGCCUUUGAAAUGCAUCUGUUGAUGAUAAAUAAAUAAUCUGCUCUGAGA
Molecule: messenger RNA, 1498 nt
Organism: Carassius auratus (goldfish)
Lineage: Eukaryota; Metazoa; Chordata; Actinopteri; Cypriniformes; Cyprinidae
Product: eukaryotic translation initiation factor 4E-1A
Exons: 8
Coding region: 87-737 (216 amino acids)
Biological process (GO): translational initiation
Cellular component (GO): eukaryotic translation initiation factor 4F complex; cytoplasm
Molecular function (GO): translation initiation factor activity; RNA 7-methylguanosine cap binding
Source: RefSeq, a predicted model, not a curated record